UGACGGGUGAAUAAUUCGCUGCACUGAAAAUAGGAGACGGUGAUGUGGGCUGCAAUGCUGAUCCAGUGUGCUGGCUUGCUAACUAGGUACCUAGCCAACUAGGUAUUGCCUAUCACGCCGAUACGUCACACCAAUCAUCAUUGUAUCAUGUAUGGAAACAGGACGCGCUGAGGGCUGUAAUGGACCUGCCAUUAUUUUGGUUUUCCACCGCCAUGUCCUGCAACAGCAUGCCCACCUUGGGACGUUCCCUCUCAUCCCCAGCUCUGCUGGGACGCGGUACUUUACAUAGAUGCAUCCAGCGAAGCACUUUCUGUUCCCAUACACGUGCCAACACCCAUCCAUAUCAAUGGCGGCGUCUGUCCCCAAACCUCCCGCCCGGGAACAUCAACAUCACCCCAAUCCCUCCAGACACCUGCUUCCCCCUUUACCGCUUCGCCGCCUUACCGAACAAGCCGGCGGGGAGCGCGGCCUUCUCCACCUUGGCGUCGAGCACCUUGGGCGGCAGCGCGAGUGUCUUCCUGACGAAGGGGCGACGCUUUCUGCCGGCUCCCUUGGGCGCCGCUGCCGGUGGUGGUGCCGCCUUGGCCGUUGGUGGUGCUGGUUUCUUGCUAGCGGUACUGGCGGAGGGCGGGGCCGACUGCCGAACCGGAAGGCUCUGAGCGGCCUGGCGGGGGGCGGGGGGCGGCGGCAUGUUGAGAGUGAGUCGGUAGGGUUGAUUUGGGAAGAGAUUAGGUAACUGGCGGGAAGGAGAUGGAUAUGUGCUAUGGUGGGACGGGUUUGCUGGUUGGAGAGUGUGGGAUGGCGAAGUGUGCAGAUGGAGUUGAGGGUAGGGCGAGAACAGGGCGCGGUCUCAUAUAUAUAUAUACCAGGUACCGAGGAUCAGGCGGCGGCGGGACUACGGCUAGGUCGGAGGGUGAGGAUGAAAUUAGGCCACCAGGCCCUCGUGUCUCCCGUAAGCAGGGGCACGGCGCCUUGGAUGGCCG
This is a messenger RNA of Chaetomium strumarium, 983 nucleotides long. RefSeq lists its product as uncharacterized. The record is from RefSeq and is a predicted model, not a curated record. Lineage: Eukaryota; Fungi; Ascomycota; Sordariomycetes; Sordariales; Chaetomiaceae. The coding region runs from base 180 to 659 and encodes 159 amino acids. The transcript has a single exon.